AUGGAUCUUUUCAAGCUCUCCCUCUCCCUCUUUUGUGUCACGAGCGUAGCCAUGUUUCCCUCCGCUCUCGCUCAAGACACGCCUCAAGACUUCGUGAACGCCCACAAUGCUGCUCGUGCCCUAGUUGGUGUCGGACCUGUGCAAUGGGACGCAACCGUGGCAAGCUAUGCUCAACAAUAUGCUAACUUACGCAUCAAUGAUUGUCAGCUAAUACACUCUGGUGGCCCUUACGGAGAGAAUAUUGCAUGGGGUAGCUCGAAUUUAUCAGGCACUGCUGCAGUUCAACUAUGGGUGGCCGAGAAGCAAUACUACAAUUAUAACACGAAUAGUUGUGCAGCUGGGAAGGUGUGUGGUCAUUACACUCAAGUGGUGUGGAGAAAUUCAGUGAGAAUUGGAUGUGCUAAAGUGAUAUGCGCGAAUAAUGCUGGUACAUUCAUCACUUGCAACUAUGAUCCAAGAGGCAAUAUCAUCGGACAAAUGCCAUAUUGA
Messenger RNA from Cucurbita pepo subsp. pepo (vegetable marrow), 489 nucleotides. The record is from RefSeq and is a predicted model, not a curated record. Lineage: Eukaryota; Viridiplantae; Streptophyta; Magnoliopsida; Cucurbitales; Cucurbitaceae.